Messenger RNA from Penicilliopsis zonata CBS 506.65, 1918 nucleotides. RefSeq lists its product as hypothetical. NCBI's taxonomy places the organism in Eukaryota, Fungi, Ascomycota, Eurotiomycetes, Eurotiales, Aspergillaceae. The record is from RefSeq and is a predicted model, not a curated record. Bases 139 to 1542 code for a protein of 467 amino acids. Gene Ontology annotation, biological process: resolution of meiotic recombination intermediates; replication fork processing. The transcript is spliced from 5 exons. Gene Ontology annotation, molecular function: chromatin binding; protein heterodimerization activity. Gene Ontology annotation, cellular component: FANCM-MHF complex; Fanconi anaemia nuclear complex.
AUCCUCGUGUCCAUCUCUGGCGGGAAAUUGCUGUGACGUGGAGUCUCGUCCAUGUAGGCUAAUAGUCUCUUGUUUUUCUUGAUAUUUUUCACUUGUCAAUAUAGCAGUACAUAUCAGGUUCCGACUACUUCAUUGAUAAUGUCAACACCGAGACCGCGUGGCCGCCCCCGGUUGUCGGGGAGCUCUGAGGUAGAUUCCACGCCAGGAGACACAACUAUUACAAGAAUCCAACGACUUCCCAUUCAUAAUAGAUACCCGCUCACACCGAGCCGGCUCACAACAACAACACCCUCUGGGAACCGUUCAGCAAGCCGGUAUACACCGCGAGCUAGGGGUGCUGGCGCGCCUUCAACGCCCUAUGGUCUUCGUGCUAUGCAGCGCCGCGCAGCAAAUACUCCAGGUCGCGACCGGAGGAAGAGCUUCCGAAUGCAAAGAGAAACCACUUUUGAUAUCUUGAGAAAUCUCGGCAGAGCUUUGGCUCCUACGUCUGAGGCGAUUCGCUCAUCGCCUAAGGAAGAACCCGAACCCGAACCUAUUGAAGAGGAAAUCGACGAGAUUGAUGAAUUAGAUCGGGAACCAGCCAUCGAGAGACCGAGACUCUCUCUGCCAAUCGACGAAAGUCCGGAAGAAGAGGAAGGGGGAAGCCCAGAAAUGCGUCCUCCUCGACUCUCGCUCGCUUUUGAUGAGGAAGACAUCACUGUCGAAUACCCACGCAGGGCUACCAUGGAUCAAGAUAGAGGCCGGCUCUCCAUGAUGAGCUAUGGGGGUACAAGACUUAGUGAAAACUUUGGUGACCUGACACAAGUGGAGUCCGAAUCGGAAGGCGGUGCUUCUCCAGGAAUACAAGAAGGGGCCGAUGACACUUUGAUCAGCCAGGGUGCUUUCGACAGGGGCGGAGAAACCGAGGACCUAGGGAGAUUUAAUAUUGACUUUAAUUUCCCGUCUCCUGUGGCACCAGCCAUCGGCGACGAUGUGGGCGAGCCGCUCAACGAUGACGGGUUUGAGUUGGAUGCAGUGGACAUUAAUGAGGGCGCCUUGGAUAUGCAAGCAGACGCUGGAUCGGUCUCUUCCGCAGACGAUGCUACGGGUGGCUUUGGCCUGGACCUCAAUCUUCCGCCACGAAUCUCUCUCAGCCAGAGUCCAGGGUUGGUUGGAGGCGGUUUGCGUGAUGAACAGUCCGAACCUGGGAAAAAGCAGAAGAAGCUGUCUCGGCAUGGCAUUCCUGUUCCAAAUUUGCCUUCCGGGGUUGUUCGAAAGCUGGCCAUGCGCUUCGCGCGCGCAAGAGUUGGCACAAAGGCAAAGAUCAGCAAAACAACCCUAGCAGCGGUCGAGCAAGCGUCCUCGUGGUUCUUUGAACAAGCCAGUGAGGAUCUAGCGGCAUACUCCAAGCAUGCAGGACGAAAGACAAUCGACGAGAGUGACGUCGCAACUCUAAUGAGAAGACAACGUCAUACCAAUAGCUCGACCACAAUAUUCUCACUGGCUCAAAAACAUUUGCCGAAGGAACUCCUACAAGACAUGCGGCUUGCCAUGCCUCCCUGAAAGACUUAAACAUGGUACAGGAUGCAAUGAACGUCAACCUUACGAGACGCAAAGAUGAUCUUGUGCGAAUUUCACCAGCUUUUAUUCUGGCGGACCCGUCGAAUGGCUUCAUUCGGUCGCUUCCUGAUGAUCAUCCACAGCAUGAUGGAGGUUGCAAAGGAAAGUCCAAACCUGGAGAGCGUCAGCGACAUGCCGAGGAUGAGAGAGAGGAACCCGGAGCCUCCCAAUGUCGUAAAAAUUCAGUCAGUCCAUUGCGACGGAAGACAUACCAGGUGAAAAUGUAUUGAGUGUGGUUAUUUUUGAGAUUGACCUCGGGAGCCCGGCCGAUGGGAAUGCCCUUCGCCUCCCGGUCAUACGCCUCAAGCAAGUCCGGCAC